Molecule: messenger RNA, 893 nt
Organism: Drosophila ananassae
Lineage: Eukaryota; Metazoa; Arthropoda; Insecta; Diptera; Drosophilidae
Product: protein FRA10AC1 homolog
Exons: 2
Coding region: 31-861 (276 amino acids)
Biological process (GO): dephosphorylation
Molecular function (GO): phosphatase activity
Source: RefSeq, a predicted model, not a curated record
CUUGUUUUUCAGUCCAGCUGCCAGCACUGUAUGCAAGUGUUGGAAAACGAUAAAACCAGUUUUGAAACCAAAACAAUGAGCGGCUCCAAUUUGUUUCCUAUAAAUCUGAAUAAUCUAACGGAUAAAGAGAGGCACAACUAUAUUCUAAAUAACUACGUGCUCAAUCGUCCGGGGGAGGCGGAAUCCCGACGGCAUAAGCGGGACAUUGAUGUGAUACGCGAGAACCACCAAUUCCUGUGGGACGAGGAGGAGGCGGACAGUGAUUCCCUAACCUGGGAGCAGCGACUAUCCCUUCGCUACUACAAGAAGCUGUUUAAAGAAUACUGCAUUGCUGACUUGUCUCGAUACAAGGAGAAUAAAAUAGCCUUACGUUGGCGGACGGAACAGGAGGUUGUCACGGGAAUAGGACAGUUCCAAUGCGGUAGUCGCCGCUGCGAGGAACGAUCUGAUUUGCGUAGCUGGGAGGUGAACUUUAAGUAUAUUGAAAAAAGUGUGCCUUUAAAUGCACUGGUUAAGGUGCGCCUUUGUCCGACUCACACGGAGCAAUUAAACUACCGCACCAAGAAAAGAGAGAUCCGGAAGCAGCGGCGCCGGGCGAAGGAGGAACGUCGGGCUGAACGAAAACGAAAGCGGCGGAAGCAUGACGCCGAGGACAAAUCGGACUCUGAAGCAGACGAAGAAGAGCCAGAGGAGGAAGAAUUGGUAGCUCCUGUGGAGUUGGUAUCUGAAAAGGAAACGGCCCCGGCAACGGAUGACCCUUCAUCGGAUGAGCAGAUCUGGCGCAAACAACCCGACCUAAGCAAGGAUCAACCCUCUAGGGAACAGGAGUUCGAGCGCUAUUUAGAAGAUUUGCUUUUUUAAAAUACAUAGCACAUUUAUUUGGAUUCAACGUA